AUGCAGCCGGAAAGAGCUGACCUCUGCUUCCCACAUCUCCUCAACUCCUCCUGCAGGAAGCCGCAGCCUCCUCAAACCAGUGCUGUGCUUUUUUACAUUCUCCUAUCUGUCAUCUCUCUGCUCACUACAGCUCUCAACCUGCUGGUCAUAAUCUCCAUCUCAUACUUCAGGCAGCUCCACACCCCCACCAACUUCCUCCUCCUCUCUCUGGCUGUCUCAGAUUUUGUUGUGGGCCUUGUGAUGAUACCAGUUGAAAUCCUCCUGUUAGAAACCUGCUGGAUCCUGGGCGAUCUCAUGUGUGCACUGUACUUUAUGUUACCCAUCAUGACUAUCUGUGCCUCUGUCGGAAACAUGGUGCUCAUAUCUGUUGACCGUUAUCUUGCCAUUUGUGACCCUCUGCAUUAUCCCACCAGAGUCACUCAAAAAGCUGUUACGAUGUGUGUCUUAAUGUGUUGGAUUUGCUCCGUUUCCUACAGCAUUUUUCUUUUAUUUGAUAACCUGAUGCAACCAGGAAGGUAUAAUUCCUGCUAUGGAGAAUGUGUGGUCAGCAUUGACGGAGCUGUUGAUCUUGUCGCUUUCAUUAUACCUAUUACCGUCAUCAUAGUUCUAUAUAUGAGAGUAUUUGUCGUGGCCGUGUCUCAGGCUCGAGCCAUGAGGUCCCACAUUGCUUCCGUCUCUCUCAAGUAUUCUACGACUGUGAAAGUUAAGAAAUCAGAGAUAAAGGCAGCAAGGACGCUUGGUGUUGUCAUUGUUGUGUUUCUAAUGUGUUACUCUCCAUAUUACUGCAUCACUCUCACAGGCCACAAUAUCUUGAUCGGUAUGUUGACCGAGGUCUCUAUGAUUUUUCUGAUGUAUUUUAACUCCUGUCUAAAUCCUGUCAUCUAUGCCCUCUUCUUCCCCUGGUUUAGAAAAACUAUUAGACUCAUUAUUACAUUUCAGAUCCUGCAGCUUGACUCUCGUGAUGCUGAUAUACUGUAG
Messenger RNA from Plectropomus leopardus (leopard coralgrouper), 978 nucleotides. Its product is annotated as trace amine-associated receptor 7e-like. Gene Ontology annotation, cellular component: membrane. Gene Ontology annotation, biological process: G protein-coupled receptor signaling pathway. The record is from RefSeq and is a predicted model, not a curated record. Gene Ontology annotation, molecular function: trace-amine receptor activity. NCBI's taxonomy places the organism in Eukaryota, Metazoa, Chordata, Actinopteri, Perciformes, Serranidae.